AUGGAUAUUAGAAAUAUAUAUGAAGAAUUGUUUGAAGAUGAUGGAGAUGACGACGAUUAUCAAAUAUUAAAUUUAAUUCGUAAACCUUAUACUGUUCGGCCACGACCUGAUUUUUUUAAUAUAUAUGAUGAACGCGAAUUUAUUACACGGUUUAGAUUGUGUAAAGAAACAGUUAUUGGAGUAGCUGAUCUUAUUUGUGAUAAGAUAAAAACAAAAACAUUGAGAAAUAAUGCAAUAAUGCCAAUCCAUCAAUUAUUAUUGACAUUACGUUUUUAUGCAACAGGAGCUUUUCAAAUUGCUGUUGCUGAUUUUGCAGGAAUUCAUACAUCCACAGCAUGCAGAAUUAUCAAAAAAGUAACGAUAGCUUUAGCUUCUGAAUAUCGUCGUUAUGUACGUUUUCCAGAAGAUACAACAUAUGUACGUCAAGGGUUUUAUAACAUCAGUAAAUUUCCACGAGUAAUUGGUGCAAUAGAUUGUACUCAUGUAAAAAUUCAAUCACCAGGUGGAGAAGAGGCUGAAGUUUUUCGAAAUAGAAAGGGUUUCUUUAGUAUUAAUGUGCAAGUAGUAUGUAAUAGUAAUAUGGAAUUUCAAGAUAUAGUAGCACGAUGGCCAGGCUCAACUCACGAUGCUACAAUUUUUGAUGCAAGUCGUUUGCAUGCUAGAUUCAUUCAAGGCGAAAUGAAAGAUGGAAUUUUAUUAGGAGAUAAUGGAUAUUCCUGUGUUAAAUUUUUAGUGACUCCUUUAUUGCAAACACAUAACCGUGCUGAAGAAUUAUACAACGAGUCACAAAUACGUACUAGAAACAAAAUUGAAUGUACUUUUGGUGUGUGGAAACGCAGAUUUCCUGUAUUAGCAAUAGGUAUGAGAGUGUCUAUAGCUACUACUCAAGCUAUUGUGAUAGCAACUGCAGUAUUACAUAAUAUCGCUCGUCAAAUGAAUAAUCCUGAACCACCAGUUGAUUUGGACGUCGUACAAUUAAUCGAUGCAUUAGAAGAUCAUGAUCCAAUAGUGAUACCAGAUAAUGCUCGAACUGAUACUGCAAGAAGACUUUUAAUUGACACAUAUUUUAGAUUAUUGCCGUAA
Cyphomyrmex costatus is the source of this 1083-nucleotide messenger RNA. RefSeq names its product putative nuclease HARBI1. The transcript has 4 exons. Bases 1 to 1083 code for a protein of 360 amino acids. Lineage: Eukaryota; Metazoa; Arthropoda; Insecta; Hymenoptera; Formicidae. The record is from RefSeq and is a predicted model, not a curated record.